UGCUUACUCUGAUCCACAAGCGACAUUGUGCCUAUACCAUGGCUUCCCAGGGCCUCAAAACCGCCUUCUCUUCUGGCUCUCUCAAGGGUCUGUAUGGGGCAAGUGGGGGUUCCACGAGAGUAUCCACAGUCUACUCCAGCAGCUCUUGUAAGCUUCCAAGUCUCUCUCAUGGGGGCCGGAGCUUCUCAACCUGCUCCGUUGGCCUAAACAGACCUAGGUGCAGGACGGCUAGCUGGCUACCUGCUUUCUGCCCGCCCACUGGUGGGUUCCCUUCCAGCUAUUCUGGGAUAGGAGGCUGGUUUGGUGAGGGCAUUCUCAAUGGCAAUGAGAAGGAGACCAUGCAGUUCCUGAAUGACCGCCUGGCUAACUACUUGGAGAAGGUGCGCCAGCUGGAGAGGGAGAAUGCUGACCUGGAGGGCAGGAUCCGGGAGUGGUGCCAGGAGCAGGUGCCCUAUGUGUGUCCUGACUACCAGUCCUAUUUUAGGACCAUUGAGGAGCUCCAGAAGAAGACUCUGUGUACCAAGGCAGAGAAUGCCAGGCUGGUGGUGCAGAUUGACAAUGCCAAGCUGGCUGUAGAUGAUUUCAGAACCAAGUAUGAGACAGAGGUGUCCCUGCGCCAGCUGGUGGAGGCCGACAUCAAUGGUCUGCGGAGGAUCUUGGAUGAUUUAACCCUGUGCAAGGCCGACCUGGAGGCCCAGGUGGAGUCCCUGAAGGAGGAACUGCUCUGUCUCAAGAAGAAUCAUGAGGAGGAAGUAAAUGCACUGCGUUGUCAGCUUGGAGACCGACUCAACAUAGAAGUGGACUGCGCCCCACCGGUUGACCUGAACCGUGUGCUGGAUGACAUGAGGUGCCAAUAUGAGACGUUGGUGGAGAACAACCGCCGGGAUGCUGAGGAUUGGUUCAAUACCCAGACAGAGGAGCUGAAUCAGCAGGUGGUGUCCAGCUCGGAACAGCUGCAGAACUGCCAGUCGGAGAUCAUCGAGCUGAGACGCACCGUCAACUCCCUGGAGAUUGAGCUGCAGGCCCAGAACAGCCUGAUCAGGGACACUUUUAUAAUUGACAGCAUUUCGGAUUUGCCUCGAGGCACUGUGAGGUUGAGAGACUUCCAUGUGGCCACACAGCUAACUUGUGUCAGAACUCGAACCUGGGACUUUCUAACUCCAAAACCAGCCCUUGAGGCACUUUACUACACAAGAGAUGCUUUGGAAUCGACCUUAGCAGAAACUGAAGGUCGCUAUAGCUCCCAGCUGUCCCAGAUGCAGUGCAUGAUUGGGAACAUCGAGUCCCAACUGGCUGACAUUCGGUCUGACCUGGAGCGCCAGAACCAGGAAUAUAAGGUCCUCUUGGAUGUCAAGGCCCGACUGGAAUGUGAAAUUGCCACAUACCGGGGCCUACUAGAGAGUGAAGACUGCAAGCUCCCCUGUAACCCAUGUACCCCUGAUUUUUCACCCUGCAAGCCCUGCCUCCCCUGCCCCACAACUGCCUCCUGCAGCCCCAGUAUGCCCCGUACAACCUCUGGACCCCGUAUGGUCUGUGUGCCCUGCCCUGGGGGCCGAUACUGAAGUCAGGCUGCUCGGAGAAGCUUCAGGAUCCUUUAUUUUGGGGUGUCUGUUUGAUGGAAAAUGUUCAGUUACAGUUCUGCUCUUCUGGGGUAUAGCAUGAGGUCCUUGGUCCUGACCCCACUUCUGAGGAGGGCAAAAAAAUAAAAAAGUUUUAAAGAUUUACUCUAAAUCAGUCCCUAAGGUUGGGUUUUCUAGAAGGUCCCAACUCCUGAUCAUUUCAAUGUUUGAAUUGGUGUCAUGGUCUUUGUUCUCAGGAUGUCUUUUGUAUCAUAUUUUGCUUCUGGAUACUGUUCAAAAUGGAUGCUGAAAUACACAGGAGUGCUUUUGUUAGCUCAUGAAUAAAGGUGAUUUUGCUCUGGCAUCUC
This is a messenger RNA of Dromiciops gliroides (monito del monte), 1927 nucleotides long. RefSeq names its product keratin, type I cuticular Ha5-like. The transcript is spliced from 8 exons. The coding region runs from base 39 to 1562 and encodes 507 amino acids. The record is from RefSeq and is a predicted model, not a curated record. Lineage: Eukaryota; Metazoa; Chordata; Mammalia; Microbiotheria; Microbiotheriidae. Gene Ontology annotation, molecular function: structural molecule activity.